This is a messenger RNA of Arachis stenosperma, 519 nucleotides long. RefSeq lists its product as uncharacterized. The record is from RefSeq and is a predicted model, not a curated record. The transcript has 2 exons. NCBI's taxonomy places the organism in Eukaryota, Viridiplantae, Streptophyta, Magnoliopsida, Fabales, Fabaceae. Bases 13 to 378 code for a protein of 121 amino acids.
AUAGCAUGUACGAUGUUACACCCAAAUAAAAGUGAAAUUAAUCAUGUCGAUUCAGCAUCGAGAAACAUAAUCUUGUCGGCGUUUUUGCUGAAGGGAAAAGCUGCUUCUACGUCUGGAUCAGAAUUGCUUUCCCUCGGGUUGUCGAAAAUUGUGGUGGCUUCGUCGAGAGCAUUGUUCUUCGUGCCACGAGCGAUGAAGAGAAUAGACACUGCAGCCUGUAGGUUCAGAACGGGAAGAAGAACAACGACGUGUGGACGUAUAAGAACAAACGCAAAGCUGGAAUUUCUUGGCAUGGCAUCACAGGAUAGGGUUCACAGCGCAAUUAAAGUUAGGUUCAUGUUAGAAAUUGAUCCUUUUUCAGGCUCUUGUAAAAACUAAAUUGUUGGGAGAAUAGUGGUGGUGUAGGGAGAAGGAGACAAUGACGGUGAUGAUUGUGAUGAUGGUGGCACAGACAGUUGUAAUAGAUAUGGAUGAGAGUUGGAAAAGAAUUUGAGUGGUGAUAAAGGGGUUAGAGAUUAG